Molecule: messenger RNA, 1866 nt
Organism: Parastagonospora nodorum SN15
Lineage: Eukaryota; Fungi; Ascomycota; Dothideomycetes; Pleosporales; Phaeosphaeriaceae
Exons: 3
Coding region: 1-1866 (621 amino acids)
Molecular function (GO): protein binding
Source: RefSeq, a predicted model, not a curated record
AUGCCGCCGCGUCCUUUUGUCAACGACGCGCUCUGGCGAUGUCUUUGCCCUGGAUUUCCUGCCAAUGUAUCGACGCUGAGGACAGGACGUUCAAUAGCGCUGCGCAAUCGCCCACGUGAAGCUGGCGCCGCUCGCCAAUUGCGCACAUACAAACAGUCGACCGCACCUUCAUCCCACAACGGCGCCUUCUUCUCCCAAGCAGACGCGCCUUCCUUCGGAUCUCGAAAUGCCCCACGAUCCCACGCACCCCGCACCGCAGGCGCCAGACCCCCACUCGCCCAGCUCCCCACGUCCAUACUCUACGAACAUUUGCGCGAAGAAGGCGCAAGGGGAAAUUUCGAUGAAGUCUUCAACAUCUGCCGAGUCUUGGUGAAGGACAGGGACGAAUUGCCGAACAAGGAAAUGUACAAUGCGAUACUGCACAGCUUUGCGAGCGACAGCAAUGGCACGGCGGGAAAGGUGCGGAAGGUCCUGGAUGAAAUGGGGUUCUGGGCAGAGGAGGACAGCAUAAACGGACAGACCAAGAUUGAGCUGGAUGCCAGAGGCUGCGAGUGUGUGCUGGAAGCUCUAGCCGUCCAUCCCGACUACCUCCUCCGCACCGAGAUCCUCGAAUACAUGAAGACGCGGUGGUUUCCGCUGACACCCCGGGGGGAGAAUUAUGUUGUAGCAGGUAUGCUGCGGGAGCGCAACUUUGAGCAGGCUCUGGAGAUGUUGGAGGGCAUGGCCAACAGGCAGAUCAAAAUCGAGAAUUGGCUCUUCCACAAGGCCAUGUGGAUACUGCUGGAGCAUGGGGAAGUGGAAGAGGCUUUUUAUGUCCUGAAUCUCAAGGAUAGCUGCGCUCUGGUUAGCAUUACUGGACGCGGCUUCAAGGCAACAACUUGCGCCUGUUUUUCUGUCCUCGCCGUAGCAGCUCGUCAUGGCGAUGUGCCACUGGCCACAGACGUAUUUCGACUUCUCACUGAACGAGGGACCAUUCUCACCACGCACCACUACGAGCUCCUUGUCAAGACAUACCUUAACGCCGACGAUCUUUCUGCUGCAUUGUCCGUCAUCCUCAUCAUGGCUGAUACAAACAUAAAGGUCGAUGCUGGCACAUGUCAUCCUCUACUGUGGUAUCUACGUCAGGAAAAGAAGGACGAAUCAAGUCGGCCACUACGUGCAUUCAAAAUUUUGCAGGACUUCGAAGCCUCUGGUCGGAAAGUGCCAACCGCUGCUAUUAACGCCUGUAUACAAGCGAGCCUGGUCUUGGAGCGUUUUGAGGAGGGAAUCGAAAUAUACAAGGCCUUGCAUACUGUUUGUCAUGCUGGACCCGACACGCAAACAUUCAACAUACUCUUCCAGGGCUGCCAUAAAUACGUGCGCAAAGAACUCGCCAUGUUCCUGGCAAACGAGAUGAUAGAGCUCGGCCUCAAGCCAGACCGGCUAACCUACGACCGCCUUAUUUGUGUGUGUCUACGAGGCAAUGACUUGGAAGACGCCCUGCUAUACUACGAGGAGAUGAGGUCGACCCCGAUAAAGAGCGGCUCGUCACGAAUGAUGCAGCCACGAAGGGGUACUUGGGGAGAUCUCAUAAUGAAAUGUGUGGAAAAGCGCGACGACAGAGCAGUGGCGCUACUAAAGGAUUACAAGAAACUUGAAGAGGAGCCCCGCAUAGCGGUGGAAAGGGCGGUUAGCGCAUGCUUCAAAGAGACAGCGGAAGUGAAGCUGGAGGUCGCAUCUGGAGAGCGCGAGCCGGGGCAGCAGGCAUCCGAUGGUCCAAGCCAGAACUCCAUGCGCACAGAUGCUGAGGGUGGCCGCGCCGAAAGCGGAAAUCUCGGCAUGGAGCAGCCCAUGGCGGCUAGCGAGACACGAGAAAGUCAGAGGUAG